Molecule: messenger RNA, 10324 nt
Organism: Onthophagus taurus
Lineage: Eukaryota; Metazoa; Arthropoda; Insecta; Coleoptera; Scarabaeidae
Gene: PolZ1
Product: DNA polymerase zeta catalytic subunit
Biological process (GO): error-prone translesion synthesis; double-strand break repair via homologous recombination
Cellular component (GO): nucleus; zeta DNA polymerase complex
Molecular function (GO): DNA binding; nucleotide binding; DNA-directed DNA polymerase activity
Source: RefSeq, a predicted model, not a curated record
CACAUAAGUCUAUCUCUCUUAUAUUAACUUGUGCGAUCUAAACACCGCCGAAUACCGAUUGUGAACCGACAUAACCUCAAUCACAUAAGUGUUCAUAACAUUUUUGAGUGUUUCGUUCUUUUUUCGUAAUGAUUUUAUACGAAAUUUAACGCUGAGCUAGCGUAACAAUAAUCCUAUUAGAUUAAUCAUCACAAACAUGUUAGUUCGUGUGGUGAACGUUGAUUUUUAUAUGCAUCCCCCGAUUUCCAAUCUGGACCCCUUGUAUUCUGAAUUUCGGGGUUCCGCAAUACACCAGGUACCAAUUUUAAGAAUAUUUGGGUCCACCGAUGCUGGUGUAAAAACAUGUUUACACAUCCAUGGGGUAUUCCCAUAUAUUUAUAUACCUUAUGAUGGACAAGAAGGGGUUGAUAGCUUUAUAUAUCAAUUAGCUGCUAGUUUGGAUAAGGCAAUUAAUGUUUCAUUGGGACAAACAGCCUCUAAUAUACAACAUAUUUUUAAGAUUACACUUGUGUCAGGAAUUCCUUUUUAUGGUUAUCAUCCAAAACACCAUCAAUUCCUCAAACUUUACUUUUAUAACCCCUUAAUAUUAAAGAAAGCCUGUGCCUUACUUCAAAACGGAAGUAUUAUGGGAAGAAUAUUUCAACCUCACGAAGCACACAUCCCAUACAUACUUCAAUUUAUGAUUGACUACAAUUUGUAUGGAAUGAGCUUUAUAAAUGUUUCUGAAGUAAAAUAUCGAAGUAACAUCGACUUAAUUGAUAUACCUGAAGAAUUAAUAUUACCAUCAACAAUACAAAAAAUGAGUACCUGCAAAUUAGAGAUUGAUGGGUUAGCUGAGAACAUUUUAAACCGUUCAGAAGUAAAUUCACAAAGUUUAGGAUUAAACCCAGGUAUACAAGCCCUUUGGGAUGAUGAGAAACAACGUAGAAGGAAUGUUGGUGAUAAUUCUUUGGUUGAACAUUGUUUAACACAAAACAGAGUUGAUAUUGAACCAACAGCGACUCAUUUAGCAUAUUUAAACGCUUUAAAAGAAAAACUAAAGAAACCAUCGAAAAAUGAAGAUAACGAAGACAAACAAAAUUUAAGUGUAUAUCCAGCUGAAACGCCUAAGGAUAAUACAAAAAAAAUUUUAAAUGCUUCAACUAUUGAAAGUCAUAUUUACAACUCUCAAUCGUCUGAUUCGACGUUUUUAGAUUUUACAAUCACUCCAGAAGAGACUGAGGCUAAUCUUUCUUUGGAUAGGGAUGCGAAGGAGUUUUUGGAAAUUUUGGGAGAUCUUCGGGAGAAUAUAGAAAGUGAUAGCAUUCUUUCACAAGCAUUACCUGAGCGGGAAUCAGAUGAUGAAGAAAAAGAAGAUUUAAGUAUACCUUUACCUUAUAUUAAAACUCCAGUUAAAAGCGACGAACAAAAUUUGGAUCAAAGUGACGCAGAUUUGGAUGAAUGUUAUUUUGAUUUAUCCCUAAGUAUUCCACAACUGGAUGGAGCAGAUGAUUUAACCCCUACAAAAAGGGUAACAAGAAAGAAGGCUAUUGAAUGUUGUUCGAUUGGAGCAGGUGGAGGAUCUUCAAGUAAAGAAGAAUGUCAACAGCUCGACCAAAUGUCAUCAAUGUGUAACAAUAACCUGUCCCUGAAUCAAUCCGCCUCAAAAGAAAUUGCAUCCAAAUUAUAUAAAAAUAUUCUAGAUAUGUUACAAACCUCGUCGAAAAGAGAAUCAAUAUCAACAAUUUCCAAAUUAAAAACCAAUUUGUUACAUUUACUAUCUAAAGUAGAAGAAAAUCAAUUACAAAAUAAAGAUGUUCUUGAAGCAUUAACAAAUUCCACCGAGACAAUUGAAAACGAAAGUGUUAAUCGUGAUAUGAAACUACGAAAUGGAAGAGCUAUCAAUUUUAAUGAAUUAAAUGUUCGGAAGAGAAGCUCAACAAAAUCUAGGCAGAAAAAUCAAGAGCCAUCGUCAUCUUCUUCAGUUGAGGCAACACAAUUUAAAUGUAGUGAUAAAAAUGGUAUAAAAGGUUUAAAUGAACUUGAUUUAAGUACUGAAUCUCUGAAUAAACGCGUUUUAGAACUAAGUGAUUUACAUAACGAUUUAUUAAAUUUAGUAUCGCAGGCAGAAAUGAACCAGAUCAGUAAAAAUACAGAUUUAGAUGAACUUAAUUUAAGCAUUGAAUCUCAAAAUAAAGAAAGUGAUUUGGUUAAAAAGUUAAGAAGUGAUGAGUUACCUCAAUUAAAAGUGCAAUUAAACGAUUUUUCUCGAAACUAUAAGCAACCAUUACCUCAAAGAUUUACUUUAGUAUGUAAAGACUUAAAUGCCACGAAAAUAGAAGAAAUGAAUUUGAAAAAUUUAUCUGAUACAAACAUUUCUGAAGAAAUUUCUGAUUUUUCAAUUAUUAAUGGAGAAGAAUCUAAUGUUGGGAUUAUUAAGAAAAGAGGAAAAGGAAGACCAGCGAAGAAAAAUAAAAAGUCAUUGGCUUUCAAAUAUAAGUUAAAAUCGAUAAAUGAAACAUGUACUUCUAAUUCUAGUUUUGAUCCCGAUCAGAAUGAGAAAAGAAAUAAUUCUGUAAAUGAAUCGGAUUUGUUUCUUUCUUCUGCAACGGAAUCAACAGUUACCGGGGAUCAUUCAGAAAUUAAUUCUUUAAAUUUAUCUGAUUUGCCUUGUAUUAAUAGUAAGAAAAGAGGAAGAAGACCAACGAAGAAGAAAUCAAAUCUUGCACAUCAAAGAUGCGUAACUUCAACACCAAGUUUAAAAUCACUUGAAAUGUUAGAUUUAUCAGGAUGUGAUGAUGGUGAGGAAAUGAAGAGAAACUCAAGGAAUAUACAACCUACAUUAAAUUAUUGUGUGGAUGAAAUAAUCAAUCUUGACGAAGAUCCAUCAUUAUCUGAAAUUAAGGAUCAAGAUGUGGGGAUACCACGGAGUGAAAAAGAAAUGCAAAUAAAUUUAACUUUUUCUGAUACAAACAUUAAAACGGUUGAUAUUAAUGAGAAUACACCAAGAAGAUGUGAAUCCGAAAUAGAGAUAUCAUCCAAUAAUAGUUGUGAGAUACUUUUGAAUGAAUCAAAAGAAAAUUCGUUGCAAAUUAUGUUUGAACCGAAAGGAGAUGAGAAAAAAGUAACAGAUAUUAGUAAAAAUCCCAUUUUAUCGAUUGAGGGGAAUCCAGGAAUGUCAACAAAUAUCAAUAAACCAGUGAGAAAGCGAAGAGUUAUUAAAAAACGAAAAGGAACGAAGCAAGCAAAUAAAAAAUUCUUAACAAAAUCAAAUGAAAACUGUAUUUCUAUGACUGAUUUACAACGUAAUAUAGACAAUGAUGAACGAGUAAUUAAUGAUGAUGAAAAUUUUGAAAGUCUUCGUAAAUCUAAAAGAAUUAGAAGAGGAAAUAGUGAAUCAACAAUAAGUCCACGCUACAUUACAAGAAGUAGGACAUCAGGAUUAACUUCAAAUACCUCAAAUCGUAUAAAUAAUGCGAGUUUAAAUGAAAGUCAAAACGUUACCGAUGAAAAAAUCGUUUCAAAAGAUUUUUGUAUUGAAAAUGAUGACCUUGACAUAGUUGUUAAUGAUUUAAAUAUUAGCAUCACCGAUACUGAAAUAUUACAAAAUACCAAUUUAAUUGAAAUAAAAGUAAAGUCUCCUAAAUUAUCGGAAAUAAAUGAAAUUCCGAUUUUAGAAUUAAGUUCGAGCGAUGACAAUGUGAUUGCGAUUAAUCAAGCGGAAACAGUUCCAAGCGAUAACAGUGUUCGAAAAAGCGUUGGUUUAAGUAUGCCUUCGUUAAACUUAAAUUCGUCAAUAAUAGAACAUAAAGAAGAAAAAAAAUGUAAUACUUCAAAAUCAAGCUGUGUUAAAAGUAAAAUUAAUGAACCUACAAAUAACGUUGUAAAAGAAAUUGACAUAUUUCGAGAUGAAGACCGCUAUUUAAGAAAUUAUGAUAAACAGAAAACUAUAGUUAGAAAUAGAAAGAGAAGUCUUCGAUUAAAAGGGGACAAGAAAACCGAAAUUUUAAGCACAACAGAUACAUUAACUAGUGAGAAGAAACCGUUAAAAAGAAAAUUAACCGAUGAAAGUGAGCAAAAGAUUAAAAACCACUCGGUUACUAAAAAAACAAUUCCCAUUACAGUACAUGUUCCAUUAUUAGAAGACUCUUUCUGUAAAUCACCAACGGUUUCUAAUAAAAUCAAUAAUCCUUGUUUUACUUAUUCAACAGGAUUAUAUCCAAGUCAAAAAUUUAAAGUUGUUGAAUCUAAUAAUCGUCCGUAUUCUUAUUUACCAAAGACUAAUGUUGCAACUUUACAACAUAAAGAGAACAAUUUUCCAAAUACAAAUUGGAAUGAUUUAAAUCCGAAUAAUCCACCGAAAAAACAAAUAAUAAUGCAUUCUUGUACGGUGUUGGAUGAAAAUCAAAGAAUCGAUAUCAACACUUUACCUUUAAAGAAAACAUAUAAUAUGCGUCAAUCCUCCGUGUUUCCGCGAAAUAAUCAAUCGACGCACUCCGGAAAUUAUUCAAUGAGUGAUUUUUCGGAUUUUCAACGAUUAGUUUUAGAAGAAUUUGAAAAUUGUUAUGAAGAAAAUAAAUCGAUUAAUGAAAAUGAUAUUACUUUUGAAAAAAAUGUUGAAAAAGUUCAUAUACUACAAAAUCAAGUUGAAAUCAAACGUGGUGAUAAUGAUGACUUAAAUGAACGUGAAAAAGUUAUUAAUGAAGAAAACAUUUUUAUUAAUGAAAAUAAAAAUGGGGAGAGUUUAAAAUUUCCUGGUAAUACAAAAGUGAAAAGUGAAGCUUUAAAUAAAUUGGAAGGAACGAUUGAUGAGUUGAUUGAAAUUAUUAAAAUGGCGACUAAUAAUACGAAAAACAUCUUGGAAAAUAAUCAGAUAUCAGUUAAAGAAGAAAAUGUGGGAGAAAAAUUUACUAAAAACACAAGAGUUGCAGAUAAUGUCGAAGCUUCCGCUGUAAUUAAUCAUCAGAUGAGGAAACACAUUAAUAGAGAUUCAAAAAGAACUAAUAUUAUCAAUGGGAACAAUGAAAUUUGUUGUGAAACGAUGAAAGUUGAAGAAAAAUGUAAUAAUCAAAUCAAAAAUUUAGGAGAAGAAAAUAAACCAAGGAAAGAAAUUAAAAAAAUAGAACUUACACAGAAUACUUCCACUGUGAUUAAUCAUCAGAUGUGGGAAUGCACCGGUACUAAAAAUUCAUAUAAAUUGUUGCAAGCUCAAGGAAAAUGCAAUAAUCAAAUCAAAAAUAUAGGGGAAGGAAAAAUGUCGAACAAAGAAAUUAAAAGAAUAGAAUCUCCGCGAAAAAUACAGCAUACAAAUGAAAAUAAUCUCACUAUGAAUUACCAACAAUUGUGGCAACGCAUUAAUAAAGAUUCAAAGAAAACUGACUUAACCAAAAACGAUAAUAAAAGUUCAUAUAAAAUGUUAAAACCUCAAGAGAAAUGUAAUAAUCAAUUCAAAAAUGUAGGGGAAGAAACAUUGAAGAAAGAAGUUAAAAAAUUAGAAUCGCCGCAGAAUAAACUUCUUAUUAAUAAGAAUAAUGGUUUAAAUAAAAAUUCUUCAACAAAAAAAGUUUAUAAAAGGCAAUUUAAACCUUUAGAAAUACCCGGUAAUAUAGAUAUUACCAAAUUCAUUAAAAAAGAAGCGAAGAUAUCUUCACGGAAACCGAAAGAUACAUCUUUAACUGAAAUUAAAUUGUUUGGGUUUGCUACAAGAACAGAUAUUGACGAUCGUUUAAAUUACCCAAGAUUUAAAAUGUUUAAUUAUGGGCGAGGAAAUAUUAAACCAAACGCUUCAAGUGAUAAAAAACCAGAUUUGCUUAAAUACCCAAUAAAUCAAUAUGCUCAUUUUGAUGGAACAAACGAUUCUUCUUCAUCUGAUGAAGACGUUAUCACAACCGUUAGAAAAGUUACAAAACCUGUUGCAAGCCAAUCUACCUCAAAAUACGUCCCAUUGAAAGUUAAAUAUACCUCACCUACAAAAUCCGUGGGUAAACCAGCACUGUCAAGAAUUCAAUCGCAGGAUAAAAUAAGCAACGUUAAAGCACUCACACAAUCAACACUAAACACCGCCGCGUCUAAACAAAGUUUAUACAAACACCGACGAAAAUUAUCAUUCACUCAAGUUUCUGAAAACAAUUUGAACACAACACACAUCGAAGAACAUUUAUCGUGUCGUUUUAAAGCUCAACGUUCGAAAGUUGCCAAUGAAAAAGUUUAUAUUGAUUGUGAUUCAACCACUUCGUCUUCUAGUAAUAGUAUUGGAAGUGACAAAGAAGUGUUACCCAUUCAAUUAUGUCAAACUACUUUAGAUCAAGAUGAAUCCCUCGAAAAUGAUGUAAACGAAAUAAUUGAGAAAAGUGAUGGAAGAGCUGGAGGAAAUCGAUCGGAUCAAGAAGAUGUUAGUUCAGAUGAUACUCUUACACCCAAGAAAAAUAAUUCGAAUUUAAAUGAUUCCUCACUUUCCGAUGAUUUAUUUUCGCCUGCAAGUGAUGAAAUUACAAUUUGUCAUAAAAUAGAUCCAGCUAAACAAUACGAUGUUGAAAAUAGAUUUAUACCUUUAGCUGGAUCAUCAAAAAUGGAUCCGCAAUUUAAAAAAUUAUCACAACAUAGCAAUCAUAGUUCCAGUAGCGAUGUUAUAACCCCAUAUCAAAGAGAACAAAAUAUUAUUAUAGAAAACGUUAUUGAAAGCGUUGUUGCUAACAAUUUUUCAGAAAAUUCGGAAACAUCUCAAGAAGAUGUUGAUAAAACGAAAAAUGAAACAAUUUCAUCUUUACACAUGAACACUGACUCAGUAAACGAAAUUAUUUCCGGAAAAUUUGAGAAAUUAAAUACAUCAAUUUUGAGUGUUUACAAACCUACCUCACAAAAUUUGAACAAAAAGAACGAAAAAAGUUUAAUAAUCACACCAAAAUUUAAUCCACCUUCAAGAGAAAUGAUUGAAAAAUCAUUAGAAACUUAUAAUAUUCCAGAAAUUACACAUCAAGAACCAUUUUAUAGCGACCGAAAUGACGUUACCGGAAACGUAGAGGUUGGCAGAAAAGUUUUAAAAAUUCCGAGUAAUAAUGUGGUUGAUUUACCGAGUUUCAAAACAAAUUUUGAAGGGAUUGAGAGCCAAAAAAAGAAAACCUUACAAGUUCUUCAAGUUGAUAAUAAGAAGUUGAGUACAAAAGAGAUUUUAGAAUAUAAAUUAUCAACAUGCAAAAAUUGCAAUGUUGUAAUAACACCCGGAAAACUACCUCCUACUAGAAAAGAAGUUGAGAAGUGGUUAAAGGAAAAAACGAUUAAAAAAGAGGUCGAUGAGGAAAAAGGAAAAGAAAAGAAAAGAAUGUUUUUGGUUAAUAGCCCAGGUAGGGAUGGAGAGGAAAGUUGCGAUUCUUUAAGUUUAUCUCCGUGCACUCCAAUUGAUGCUAAUUCAACAAUUUUUAAAUUAGAUUUAAAUAGCGAUCAAAAUAAAUUUAAUGAUGAGUCGAAAAAGAGCAAUAAUGAAAUUAACGACCAAUUAAAAAACACUCAAACUCUACCAAAUUCAACAAUCUUAAAAAGUAACGAUACCGUAAUAAAAAAUUUAUCCUCAAGUACACAUUCAAAUUCACACGAAAUUACCGGAACAACCCAAAACAAUUUUUUAGUAGCCUCUCAUAACUUAAACGAAGCAAAAGCUGUAAAAGAAAACCUUUAUUUAACAAUUCUUUCAAUCGAAGUCGUUGUUAUUACAAGAAAUGAAUACAAACCCAACCCCGAAUUAGAUCAAAUCAAAGCGAUUAUAUUUACAAUGUACGAUAACGAAAACAUUUCUAAAGGUGGUUUUAUAAUAAAUUCUUUACCAACAAGUCCGACGAAAAUGAAAUUGUCAAUUUUAAAAGGAAUCGAUUCGAAAUAUAAUUUAAAACCGGUCAAUACAGAAUUGGAAUUAAUAAAUGAAUUUGUGGAAUUUGUAAAAGAAAAAGAUCCGGAUGUUUUUGUUGGGUUUGAAAUUGAAAUGCUUUCUUGGGGUUAUUUAAUCGAUAGAGGAUACGUUUUAGGAUUAAAUCUAACCAUUUCGUUAUCAAGAACGCCGGAUAUCGCUCGAAGAAAAAGAGGAGAUGACGAAGAAUUAACGAUAACUGGAAGGAUCUUAAUCGAUUUUUGGAGACUUCUACGCCAUGAAAUCGCCCUAACAAGUUAUUCAUUUGAAAAUAUUGUUUAUCAUAUUCUACAUCGCAGAAUCCCAUUGUAUUCACAUAAAGAUUUAACGAAUUGGUUACAACAUCCAACAUCCGUUUAUCGUAACAGAGUAAUUGAGUAUUAUUCGUAUAAAACACGCGCCGUUUUACAAAUAAUGGAUCAACUCGAUUUAAUUGGGCGAACGAGUGAAUUAGCGAAACUUUUCGGGAUUCAAUUCUACGAAGUUUUAUCAAGAGGAUCGCAAUUUCGAGUUGAAUCGAUGAUGUUACGUUUAGCAAAACCGCUAAAUUUCAUUCCAGUCUCACCAAAUCAACAACAACGGGCUAAAAUGCGCGCCCCGGAAUCUUUACCUUUAAUCAUGGAACCGGAAUCAAAAUUUUACACAGAUCCCGUUAUCGUUUUAGAUUUUCAAAGUUUAUAUCCAUCGAUGAUUAUCGCCUAUAAUUAUUGUUUUUCGACAUGUUUGGGUAGAAUCGAACAUUUAGGAAAAUCGUCCCCCUUUGAGUUUGGAGCAAAUCAAUUAAAGGUGUCAAGAAAAUAUUUAAAAUAUUUUUUAAAUAAAGAAAAAUUAAAUAUUUCCCCGUGCGGAAUCGCUUAUGUAAAUAAAUCGAUUAGAUUGGGUAUAUUACCAAGGAUGUUGCAAGAAAUCUUAGACACACGAUUAAUGAUCAAAAAAUCUUUAAAACAAAACGCCGAAAAUAAAGUUUUAUCGAAAGUCUUAGAUGCACGCCAAUUGGGUUUAAAACUAAUCGCAAACGUCACUUAUGGUUACACAGCAGCUAAUUUUAGUGGGAGAAUGCCCUGCAUUGAAUUAGGCGAUAGCGUAGUAAGUAAAGGACGAGAAACUUUACAACGAGCCAUUCAACUAGUUGAAAAAACAUCAAAAUGGGGCGCAAAAGUCGUUUAUGGCGAUACAGACUCACUUUUCGUACUCGUUCCGGGCAAAUCUAAAGAAUGCGCGUUUAAAAUCGGCGCGGAAAUCGCCGAAGCUGUUACCAAUUCCAAUCCAAGCCCAGUUAAACUCAAAUUAGAGAAAAUUUUUCAACCUUGCAUCUUACAAACGAAAAAACGUUACGUUGGGUAUAUGUACGAAUCGGUUGAUCAAAAAGAACCGGAAUUUUUAGCUAAAGGAAUCGAAACUGUCCGUCGCGAUGGUUGUCCAGCUUCGGCGAAAAUGCUCGAGAAAUGUUUGAAGCUUUUAUUUGAUACUCGGGAUGUUAGUUUAAUUAAGAAGUACGUUUUAAGGCAGUUUGCUAAACUGUUAAGUGGAAGAGUUAGUAUUCAAGAUCUUACGUUCGCUAAAGAGUAUCGUGGUGCUUCUUAUUAUCGACCUGGUGCUUGUGUUCCAGCUUUGGAAUUAGCUAAAAAAUGGACAUCUAUAGAUAAAAGAAAUGAACCGCGUAAAGGUGAAAGAGUACCAUAUGUAAUAAUAAACGGUCCACCAGGACAACCACUAAUAAAAUUAGUAAAAAGUCCAAGGGAUCUACUAAACGAUUCAUCAAUUCGAAUAAACGCUUUAUAUUAUAUAACAAAAGCAAUAAUUCCCCCAUUAAACCGAUGUUUCUUACUAAUUGGAGCCGAUUUGAAUCAGUGGUUUAACGAAAUGCCAAGAAAACAACACCAAUACCUCCCAACCUCCACAUCUCCAGGUAAAAAUAAGCCAAAAAAGAAUACAAUAACACAGUUUUUUUCGACUUUGGAUUGUGCCAUAUGUGGGGCUUUAACUCAAGAUGGUUUGUGUGAAAAGUGUAAAUGUAAUCCGCAACAAAGUGGAUUGUUGCUUCAUGAAAAGGUUCGGUUGUGGGAACAACAUUUUUUUAAUACUCUACAGAUUUGUCAAUCAUGUUGUGGCAGGCAAGACGAGAUUUGUUGUGUAUCAUUAGACUGUCCCGUAUAUUACAGACGAAUUCAAACUAAUCGUGACUUGCAACAAUCAGGUUUUAUCAGGCAAAUGUUAUUAAUGUUACCAAAUUUAGAAUUUUAAGUUUGUUAUUAAAACAAAUCAGUUUGAAAUUCUUGUUACGCCUAAAUCAAGAAUGUGAUACUAUGCAUCCUGCAUAAAGUUUAAUAAAUAAGACUAAUAAGUCCAAUAUAAAGUUUAUUUAACAUUGUUGUUUUACAUCAUAAAAACUAUUCAGUAUUAAUUAUUAAGUUUACUUUUGGUAUUAAUUCCCAGUUUUAUUUCAUU